Molecule: messenger RNA, 1932 nt
Organism: Rhinopithecus roxellana (golden snub-nosed monkey)
Lineage: Eukaryota; Metazoa; Chordata; Mammalia; Primates; Cercopithecidae
Exons: 10
Coding region: 1-1911 (636 amino acids)
Source: RefSeq, a predicted model, not a curated record
AUGGACAAGCAUGUGCAAGAGGGCUGCGGGUAUCCCCCGGGGCUGGAGCUGCCCCUUAUGCUGCUGCAGAUGGAGCGGAGCCGGCAGGCCCAGGAGCAGCUCCUGUGGGACUUGGAGCUGCUGACUGGUGUGGAGCUGGGCCUCUUCUGGCCACCCCAGGCCCAGUUUUUCGGUCCGAGGGGCCAGGCCCAGCAUGCAUGGAGCCAGUACUGUCAGCCAGGUGGUAGCACGGGUGGGGACCCCGAGCAGCUGAAUUCUAGGCUGCACCCUCUACCCCAGGACAGGGACUCCCUGAGCCAGAACCAUCAGCUCCUGGAAGGAGCCCAUGGGCCCAGAGAGGUGCAUCAGAGGCAGCCCUUGAACUCCUGCAGGGGGCAGACGGGAGACCCAUCAUUGGCCCCAGAUCUGGGUGAAGCCAGGAGUGGUGCAGGCCAAGGGUGGGAGAGCCCUGGAGGACCUGCAGAGCCCACACGCGGCUCCUUACAAGAGCUGAACCCUACUACCAGGAGGAGCUUUGGGGUGCCAGGCAGCUCAGAGUACAAGGACCUGGCCCAGAGGGAAGAGAGGAGUGAGGCAGAACCUGAGACCCAGGAAAGAAAGCUCACUCCCGGCACCCCUGGGCCGGGAGACCUGCCCUCCCAAAACCUGCCUUCCCAAGAUGCCCUUGAAGGACUGGGCUGGGACUCGCACCCGGGCCAGGAGAGAGCAGAACUUCAAAGACCGCCAAGGAUGGACACCCCUCAGAGUCUGAGAGAGGAGGACCCUCAGGAUCAGAAAGCAGAGACCCCUCAUUAUAAGAGAGAUGCUCCUCAGCGUCAGAGGGUGAAGACACAGGGGGGCCAGAGCCCAAGAGCUCCUCAGGCUCAGAGGGAGGAGGCCCCCCUGGGUGAGAACAGGGGCGUUCCUCAGAGUCGAAGAGAAUUUAGUCCUAAGUGCCAGGGAAAGGCGAGUCCCCAGAGUCUGGGGAAGAAGAUGCUGCGGUCUUGGGAAGGCAAUAUCUCACAAGCCUGGGAGGUGGCUCCCGGGGAGGCCACUGUACAGCUCCCAGAGGAAGGCGGCUCCCGGAGCCAUCAGAGGGACUCGUGCGGGUCCCUGAAAGCCCAGACUCCAAAGCCUGUGGGCAGGGAGAGCCCAGACCUCCAGAGAAGGACUACCGCGAUGAUGCAGGGCAUGAUCAGAGGCGAGACACAAAAGUCGGCACCGGCGGUGGCAAAGCUGGGGGUCGCCCAGGAGGGGGCGUGGGCUGCGCUUCCCGGCCCCAAGCCCCCGGCCCCGCAGCUGCUUCCAGGUCGCGGAGCCGGAGCUGUGAUGCCAGCGACCCUGCGCGCCAAGGUAUCCGGGCAGCAGGGGCUCCCCGGGGGUCUCCAGGGGCCCCCAGACCCGGAGCGCGAUCCGCACGGGCUGCAGGGCCCUGGAGUGGGCCCCGGCCCGGGGGAGCAGGAGGUGGGCCAGGCUCGGCUUCCGGGUGCCCUCUGGGGUCGUGGGGGCGACCCUGAGCGUCCCAAGGCCUCGAAGGCCGCGUGGCCGGCGCCCCUAGGCAGGGCCAAGGCGCCUGCGGGCUUGAGCGCGGCGCAGCAGGAGACGGCUCUGCAGCGGCUGCUGGAGCUGCACUGCGCAGCCAGGUGGCGGCGCCGGCGGGACCGUGAGCAGCAGCGGCUCCGGGUCCUGGAACGCCUCCACAUCGCCAGCAACCGCCACUGCCGGGUUCACCCCGUGGGGCUCCCGCCCAGCCCGGCUCAACUCCCGCCACAGGAGGACGCGACUGGACGGCGGCGCGCCCUGCAGGAGCAGCUGGAACAGAUGCAUAGGGAGAGGACCGGGCGGCUGCGGGCCCUCGGGGCCAGGAACACUCAGAACUUCCUGGAACUACUGUGUUCCCCUGGUGCUGCGGAUCCCGUGCCUGCAGAGUAGUGCUCGCCCUUCCCAGCCCCC